Messenger RNA from Coffea arabica (coffee), 696 nucleotides. Lineage: Eukaryota; Viridiplantae; Streptophyta; Magnoliopsida; Gentianales; Rubiaceae. The record is from RefSeq and is a predicted model, not a curated record.
CCAAAUGCCAAUCAAAGACGUACAACUUGUUAAACUGCGAUUGAAGCUAGCAAAGUCUAAGCCGUAAAUCAAGAAAGAGAGAGAUGUGGAGAGACAAGAGUCCCGGAGUUAAGAUCCUCUGGAUCUGGACCAUCGGAACUGCCGCCGUUUUGGUGACAAAUGUUGCUAGGACUAGGAUGAGGGACAUGGAGCAGCUCAUCAACUCCCAAUCCCAAGAACAAGAGCAGCAGCAACAAAACCCACAUAUCAUCGACUCUGUUAUAACUGACCAGCCAUCUGAUCCUGCUUUUGAAGCCAUUCGAGAAGAGAAAUCGUAGCUUUUGACUAGAAAGUUUUUUGUGAACCUGCUAGUGUUGCUUUCCCGCCUAGGAUAAUACUAGGUGUUUGAUGAAUUGCCUGACUGAGAUGUCUACUACCUCUUUCAAAAUCCAUAUGUUGAAUGCUUUGCUUGUCUUGCUCCUUCCAACCAUUUCAAGCUCAAAUAUCUUGCAGGCGCGAUGGGGUGACAGUAGCGACUUUUUGAAUUCAUGACUUCCUGCUUGCAAUCUCUUCUAUUUUACCAUCCAACUUGCCAGAGCGAGAGUGGUUUUUACACAUUUGUCGUUCCUCUUUCAUUUUCGUUUAACUAUCAACAUGCGUGUCUAUGUUCGGAAUCACAGGAAUUGAUUGGUUUUGGUGACUCCCAAGAAUGAAGGC